Entrophospora sp. SA101 is the source of this 348-nucleotide messenger RNA. The record is from the annotation of a GenBank genome assembly. Lineage: Eukaryota; Fungi; Glomeromycota; Glomeromycetes; Entrophosporales; Entrophosporaceae.
AAUGAAUUGAUAACUCAACUUGAAAAAACACAACAUCAUUUGAAUCAAGAAUAUGGAAAUGAAUUGAUUAUAGAUGACCUUGGUAAUGUGCAGCAUGGUUGUAUUUGUGUGCUGUCAAUAAUUGCAAACAAAUUUACCUAUGCUGAAUUGCAAGAAAAGCUUUGUAAUGAAUUAAUAACUCAACUUGAAAAAACACUAUGUCAUUUGAAUCGAGAAUAUGGAAAUGAAUUGAUUAUAGAUGACCUUGGUAAUGUGCAGCAUGAUAAUUGUAUUGAACAUUGUUUAAACUUUGCAUUGGUGAUUGCAAUGAACAUCAUCCUAUUAGUUGUGAAAAUUGUAGUCAAAUAG